CAACACUGAAUUGGCAACCCUGUUGUGCGUAAUGAUACAAAAAAAUCAGAGAAGUUCUUUAUCACAAUUUUGACCAAUUUGCUUGCUGGAGUAUUGGGGAAAAGGCAAAAUAAAAUUGUUGAAAAUUAUGAUACGGUUCAUUUUGAUACAAAAUCGUGCUGGUAAGACUCGUUUGGCCAAGUGGUAUAUGAAUUUUGAUGACGACGAAAAGCAGAAGCUGAUCGAAGAGGUGCAUGCAGUGGUGACAGUACGGGAUGCAAAACACACAAAUUUUGUCGAGUUUCGGAACUUUAAGAUUGUGUACCGCCGAUAUGCCGGACUCUACUUCUGUAUCUGCGUUGAUGUAAACGACAACAAUCUGUGCUAUCUUGAGGCGAUACACAAUUUUGUGGAGGUACUUAACGAGUACUUCCAUAAUGUAUGUGAAUUGGACCUUGUAUUUAACUUUUAUAAAGUUUACACGGUAGUAGAUGAAAUGUUCUUAGCUGGAGAAAUACGUGAAACGUCGCAAACAAAGGUGCUAAAACAAUUAUUGACGCUGAACUCACUGGAAUAAAAACUGCUGCCAUCGAUGCAUUCCAUUAAAUAAGUGUGUUUAUUCCGAAAAUUAAGUAUG
Rhagoletis zephyria (snowberry fruit fly) is the source of this 616-nucleotide messenger RNA. RefSeq names its product AP-2 complex subunit sigma. Gene Ontology annotation, molecular function: clathrin-cargo adaptor activity. The record is from RefSeq and is a predicted model, not a curated record. Gene Ontology annotation, biological process: intracellular protein transport; clathrin-dependent endocytosis. Gene Ontology annotation, cellular component: membrane coat; AP-2 adaptor complex. Lineage: Eukaryota; Metazoa; Arthropoda; Insecta; Diptera; Tephritidae.